Molecule: messenger RNA, 5351 nt
Organism: Gracilinanus agilis (Agile Gracile Mouse Opossum)
Lineage: Eukaryota; Metazoa; Chordata; Mammalia; Didelphimorphia; Didelphidae
Gene: ARHGEF7
Product: Rho guanine nucleotide exchange factor 7
Exons: 22
Coding region: 342-2459 (705 amino acids)
Biological process (GO): intracellular signal transduction
Molecular function (GO): guanyl-nucleotide exchange factor activity; protein binding
Source: RefSeq, a predicted model, not a curated record
GAGACACUGGUGCUACCAGAAAGGGAGGAAGAGGGGUUUACCCGGAGCCCCGGAGCGAGAGCGAGUGUCUGAGCAACAUCCGCGAGUUCCUGAGAGGCUGCGGGUCCUCCCUCCGCCUGGAAACAUUUGAUGCAAAUGAUUUGUAUCAGGGACAGAACUUUAACAAGGUUCUCAGCUCCUUAGUCACUCUAAAUAAAGUCACAGCAGACAUUGGGCUGGGAAGUGACUCUGUAUGUGCUCGGCCCUCAUCUCAUCGAAUAAAGUCCUUUGAUUCCCUUGGAUCUCAGUCUUUGCUCAGUCGGACUUCAAAAUUGUUCCAGGGCCAGUAUCGAAGUUUGGACAUGACGGAUAAUAGCAACCAUCAACUGGUGGUGAGAGCAAAAUUUAAUUUCCAACAAACAAAUGAAGAUGAACUUUCUUUUACAAAAGGAGACAUCAUCCAUGUCACGAGAGUAGAAGAAGGGGGCUGGUGGGAGGGCACUCACAAUGGCAAAACAGGCUGGUUCCCUAGCAACUAUGUACGAGAAAUCAAAUCAAAUGAAAAGCCAGUGUCCCCCAAGUCAGGAGCCUUGAAGAGCCCUCCUAAAGGAUUUGAUACAUCUGCAAUUAACAAAAGCUAUUACAAUGUGGUGCUACAGAAUAUUUUAGAAACAGAAAAUGAAUAUUCUAAAGAACUACAGACUAUUCUUUCAACUUACCUGCGACCAUUACAGUCCAGUGAAAAGUUAAACUCAACAAAUAUUUUAUAUUUAAUGGGGAACCUAGAAGAAAUAAGUUCUUUCCAGCAAAUGCUUGUACAGUCUUUAGAAGAAUGCACCAAGUUGCCUGAAGCUCAGCAGAGAGUCGGAGGCUGCUUUCUAAAUCUGAUGCCACAAAUGAAAACCUUGUACCUUGCAUACUGUGCCAAUCAUCCAUCAGCAGUAAAUGUUCUCACAGAACACAGUGAGGAUUUGGGAGAGUUUAUGGAGAUGAAAGGCGCCAACAGUCCUGGGAUUCUUGUGUUGACCACAGGCCUCAGCAAACCUUUUAUGCGCCUGGAUAAAUAUCCUACUUUACUCAAAGAACUUGAAAGACAUAUGGAGGAUUAUCAUCCGGAUCGACAAGAUAUUCAAAAGUCUAUGACAGCCUUUAAAAAUCUUUCUGCACAAUGUCAAGAAGUUCGAAAAAGGAAAGAACUUGAACUCCAGAUUCUGACAGAAGCAAUUCGCUGCUGGGAGGGAGAUGACAUUAAAACCUUGGGCAAUGUCAUAUACAUGUCUCAGGUCAUGAUUCAGUGUGCAGGAAAUGAAGAAAAGAAUGAAAGAUAUCUUCUACUUUUCCCUAAUAUUCUACUAAUGUUAUCUGCCAGCCCUAGGAUGAGUGGUUUUAUUUAUCAGGGAAAACUACCAAUGACAGGAACGACAAUCACAAAGCUAGAAGACACUGAAAACCAUAAAAAUGCAUUUGAAAUAGCAGGAAGCAUGAUUGAGCGGAUAUUAGUAUCAUGCAACAAUCAGCAGGAUCUUCAUGAAUGGGUGGAUCAUCUGCAGAAGCAAACUAAAGUCACAACUAUUGGAAAUCCCACUAUUAAGCCUCAUUCUGUGCCAUCUCAUACUCUUCCUUCCCAUCCAAUCACACCAUCCAGCAAACAUUCAGACAGCAAGCCAGUGCCACUGACUCCUGCAUACCACACGCUCCCACACCCUUCACAUCAUGGGACUCCACAUACCACAAUUAAUUGGGGACCUCUGGAGCCUCCUAAAACUCCCAAACCCUGGAGCCUGAGCUGCCUGCGACCUGCACCUCCUCUACGGCCUUCAGCUGCUCUCUGUUACAAAGAGGAUCUCAGUAAGAGCCCUAAGACCAUGAAAAAACUGCUACCCAAGCGCAAACCUGAACGGAAACCAUCUGAUGAAGAGUUUGCAUUGAGGAAAAGUACAGCUGCCUUGGAAGAAGAUGCUCAGAUUCUGAAAGUUAUUGAAGCUUAUUGUACAAGUGCCAAAACUCGCCAAACACUCAAUUCAACAUGGCAAGGCACUGACCUGAUGCAUAAUCACGUCUUGGCUGAUGAUGACCAAUCAAGUCUAGACUCCUUGGGUCGUCGCAGUAGCCUUUCUCGUUUGGAGCCUUCAGACCUCUCGGAAGACUCUGACUAUGACAGUAUAUGGACAGCCCAUAGUUACAGAAUGGGUUCUACAUCUCGUUCCCGUAAAGAAUCUGCUCCCCAAGUUCUGCUUCCAGAAGAAGAAAAAAUCAUAGUCGAAGAAACUAAAAGUAAUGGUCAGACUGUGAUAGAGGAAAAGAGUCUUGUUGACACAGUAUAUGCAUUAAAAGAUGAAGUCCAGGAAUUAAGACAGGAUAAUAAAAAGAUGAAGAAAUCUUUAGAAGAAGAACAGAGAGCACGAAAAGACCUGGAAAAGCUUGUAAGGAAAGUCUUAAAGAAUAUGAAUGAUCCUGCUUGGGAUGAAACCAAUUUAUAAUGAACUUGCCUUUUUUUCUUUCUAUUGAAAGACCAGUUAUUUAGUUCAAGCUGGGGAUGCCUUCUGACAUUUGUCAGAAUUACAUCAAGAGCACUGCAAAGCAGGAUAUAACUGAACAGAGUAGUUAUCUUGCCUGUCAUAUGUAUAGAAAAGAUCUUGUUUAUCGUGUGUAUAGAAAGAUGAAGCCAUUUAGUGAAGAGUCCAUAUGUGAUGAUAGAGACUAUGGCUCCCAAACUGCAUUAAAUUAAAUUUGUUAGCAUCUAAAUUACCUCAUUUUACAAAAAGUGCAGUGACUGACUAAAAGCUUGUGUUUCUCAUCAGUGACUUUUAAUUGAACAUAUAUAAAUAUAUACAUAUAUAUAUUUCUUGUAAAUAUCUAUAAUUUUUAAUGCACACAUGGUUGCUGUAUCUGGGCUGACACCAUGCUAGAAUUUCCUUCCCUCUUAUCUUUAUGGCCACAAGGGUUAGAAAGCAUAAUCAUGCAUUCAUCUGAGUGGAGGAUAAAAAUGUCUGAAUCCUAUUGGUAGAACUUUAUAUUUGUUCUAAGUUACUUACUCGCAUCACACAUUUAAAAAUAUAUUCUGUUCUAGUACACUUAAAUAAUUUAACCUUAUUUAUGCCUGCCCAAGCAUUAAAACGACUUACAAGUCUUUGCUGAAAACAGUAUUAAAAAACCUUAAGGAUGCAAAAGUUCUGAGCCCAGGAUCUUUUGACCAGUUUAAACAAAUAGCCCAUGAUUCCUACAUUUAUUUGAGAAAUUGACAUACUCCCCUACUGUGGCCAAUUAAAGAUAUAUGCAAUUGUCUCCUUUGUCUAAUUAAUGUGAUUAUCAAUACUUAAUUACUCUAUUUUUUGAGAUCACACAUAGACGUUUAUGUAUAGAUCGCUAGCAACUUGAUGAAGUGCACUGUUUGUCCUCCCUUCAAAAAGAGGAAUCUAAAACCAUAUUAUGUAAAUAAAAUGUAUUAUUUAUUAUACAAUCACUGCAGCCAACAAAAACAAAUAGAGGUAAUAUCAUGAGCUAACAUUCAUGGGUAGGGUUUCUUUAUUAGGCCAGUCCAAAUUCUAUGAGAUCUAUUUUUCCAUCAGGAUGCAGCACAAUGCUCAGUGGCAGAGGUUUUCCCUUCUCUGGCAAGAAUAAAGCAAUAUACAUUUUAUGUCCAGCCAACUGAAAGUUUAAAAAGUUUAAACUUUCCCUCUCUUCCUUUCCUACCCUUUCUGCACACCCUCUGUAUAAAAUACAAAGCUAAUGGGGAAAUGGAAGUCUGGGAUUACAUUUGCUUUUCAGGCAGCCUCAGUCUAGCAAUCAAAAAUCUUACCAGUGGCUUGGAGUAGGUGAAAGCCUUGCCUAAAGAACAACCACUUUCCGUUAUGCUUCAGUGGUGUAAGAACUAUGAUCCCAGGAACUUCAGUGUUUCAUAUUUCAUACAGAUUAUUUCCUUUUUUUUCUGAUUAAGUCAGCUUUAACAUGAAGUGAAUUGUUUCAUAGAGCAUGUGCAAAUUUUUUUUUUAAGAGGCAAAAACCUGCAAUGCUGUACAGUGGGGCUCUUGGCAGAAGGCUCAGAAAGACUAGCCAGCCUCUGGCAUCAGAGGGUUAUCAGGUAUGAUUCAUGUAGCCUGUACCCAGAAAGGUGGUUGACUGAAUUUAGGAAUUUUCUGAAUACUAGGCAUAAGACAAUGGGAGUGUUUCCCCCUAAAAAUACCUGUACUCUGAUACACUUCAUCCUUUGGAAUCAACUUCAUAUCAUUAAAGGUUCUGGUCCUGAAUUUGUUUGAGUUAAUUCAGUGGCACAAUUAGUCUUCUUUUUAGAAAUAUUGUACACACAAACCCUUUGUGAUAUGGCUAAUCGAUGAGAAAAUCUAGGGGGAAAAAUAUAAGUGAAUUUUUCAUUCUAAUUCAAGAUUCACACUUAAUGCAGAUAUCGCAAGGCUAAUAAGUUUUAGGCUUUUUUAUUUAUAAAAUUUUCUUAAACUGGAUUUUGUUCCUUAAUUGCCUACAAUUAAAAGGACAUUGCACAGGGAGAUAGUACAAAGGAGGAAAGUAUUUAAGUUUGCCUUCUUUAGCAGAUUUUAACUCAGGAACAACUUUGAUCUGAUCUUCUCUCCAUCACUUUGUUAAAGGUGGUAUCGCUGUGUCUCUUCGCUGAGAGAUAUAACAUCUGUCCUAACUGAAGAACUACUCUAGCCGACAGCAUAUGCCAGAAUAGAUCUCUUACAGAACAUGCCUUAAAUAGUAGAAUGAAGUAUUUAAUUCAAGUAUGAUGGGUGUUUUUAAUGUCUCAUUCCUUCAUAUAGGGGAUGGUCAUUAAGAUGACCGUGUUAAUGCAUUGCUUUUUCUUUCUGUAGAUCCCAAACCAUGAAUUAAUAAGUCAGGUUUUUGGGGAGCAAAGAAAAUGCAUCUUGAGUGUUUCUUUUUUAAAAUUUUUUCUUUUGUACAUACACUCUACAUUUCACCGUGUGACCUUCUGAGGGGUUGGGAAUUUGAUAUAAACAUUAAAAAUGGGGCACUGUGUAUUUAACCUUUGAAAGGGUUACUUCUUUGCUCUCACCUUUUAUGGAUGAGGAGAUGAAGCCAUUUCUUAUCCUAUAGAUGUGAAGCACUUUCAGUUCUAAACUGUGUUUGAAAUGUAGCAUCUUCUUUUUGGUGUACUUAAUGAUGUAUGUGCUUGUUUGUCUCACCAUGUGUCACGACAUCCUGGACAUUAAACAACUGACUGCCUUUGUAUAGACUUUCUUAAUGCCAAUCGUUUGUUUAGGAAAUCUAGAGCAUCCAUUUACAAUAACUCUGGAGAAAAUUUUAAUCUAAAUGUUACAGAUAAUGUCCUGGUAUUGACUACUACAAUGUUUAUGCUACAUUGUUGUAAUUAAUAUUAAACAAUGAUUUGUUUCCUA